This is a messenger RNA of Hyposmocoma kahamanoa, 1842 nucleotides long. It is a transcript of the gene Dolk, whose product is annotated as dolichol kinase. The transcript has 9 exons. Gene Ontology annotation, cellular component: endoplasmic reticulum membrane. The coding region runs from base 8 to 1480 and encodes 490 amino acids. Gene Ontology annotation, biological process: dolichyl monophosphate biosynthetic process. The record is from RefSeq and is a predicted model, not a curated record. Gene Ontology annotation, molecular function: dolichol kinase activity. Lineage: Eukaryota; Metazoa; Arthropoda; Insecta; Lepidoptera; Cosmopterigidae.
CGCAGUUAUGUAUAACCUGUAUUACAUUUGUAUGAGAAAUAGAUUCGUCAUGUUUAUCCGUUGUAUGGAUGCACAAAUUACGAACAACUUUCGUGAGGCUGAAAUCUACACGAGGCCCGCCCAAGGCAACGGUUUAUGGACUUGCGCUCUUCUUCCAGCUAUUCUUAUCUUUUAUGAUAAUAUAUACAAAGUGUCACCACUCUAUAAACUGAUAACCUGUGUAUCCAUAGGUUUAUUGGCCCAUAGCAUUCUUUAUUUGCUGUUCUUCUAUGUCUCAUGUCUGGUGUUAAGAGAUACUCUGAACGCAGGUUGCUUUUCUGCUGCAUUUCUGUCGGCAUUGCCUAUCUAUUUGAAGUUAGAGCAAAGUCUGGUUGUCGCCAUAGCACUUCCAUUAAUGGCAAUUUACAUAUUUACGUUUUUUUUAAAGCUGGCUUUGGUAAAAUGUCCCAAAACAUUUACUAUUGGAGAAGCAAUGCUGGUAUCACAGGGCAUGUCUCUGAUUAUUGUUACAAUGAUUGCCAGGGUGGUGCUUGGCAGCUAUUAUCCAGAUUAUGCAGAAACUGAUGCUACAAUGCAUUUGAUCAAUACUUAUGUCUUUACAGUGUUCUCUACCGUCGGAUUGCUUGUUGCAGUUCUGUACAAUCUAGAAGAAUAUAACAGAACUUUUGAUAAACUAGUUUUUAUUAUAAGCCUGGCCUUAUUGUACACUUUAAUAGUAUUACAUGUGUCCUAUGGGUAUAAUUGCAUACCAGCGUUUGUAUAUUUUAUCUUUGGAAAUUCAGUGAGAGUCCGACUAUUUUGUUUUUGGCUGGCGCUGGUGUUGUUGUCAGUGUUUAUAAUAGUCGUUCGUACCCGAAAAGGCGACAGGGCAAACACAGUAACACGCAAAGUGUUUCAUUUAUUAGCUACACUAGUUUUCAUAUCUGGAAUUUUGCUUGAUGUAUACUUUAUGACUCUUGCCGCUGGUCUGAUCUUCUGUGUUCUAAUAUUAAUUGAGGCAAUAAGGAAAUCUAAAAUCAAUCCAGUGUCACCCUUUUUACAGUACGCUUUUGAUAUUUACAAGGAUCAUAAGGACAGUGGCAAUUUCGCAAUGACAGCGAUUUAUUUAUAUGUAGGGUUAGCGUGCCCACUAGUAAUUGUUCCUCGUGAGGCAAAGAACCCAGAACUGGAGUUGCUGAGCGGGGUCCUGGCCAUCGGCAUUGGAGACACCGCCGCUAGUUGGUUUGGCGAGAAGUACGGCACUAUGAAAUGGCCUGACGGCAACAGGACAAUGGAAGGCACAGCAUUUAACGUAUUAGCGCAAAUGGUCGCUAUUUAUAUGCUCAACAUUUUUGAUUUGUUAGACUCGCCGUACAUGUACAUUCGCACAGCGAUAGCUGCAACCGUUUCCGCGUUGGUAGAGGCGCGGACGACACAAGUGGACAACUUGGUGUUACCUCUUGUUACUAUUUUAGCUUUUCAGAGUACGACUAUCUUAUGAUACAUUGUAAAAUAUUAGUAAAACUUGAAAGUCUAUUAGUCAAUUAUUACUGAUUAAAUGGUGUUGGGAUUUACAAAAUUGCCAAGUUAUACUACGUUAUUAAAAAAUGAAGUAAUUUUUUUUAAAUCGAUUAAGUAAUAAGACAUUUCCUGAAAAGGUACAGGCCAUAAUGACCCGAAGGAAUGGAGGCACAAACGAGUUCUAAAUAUUGUUAAAGUUAGAGAUACUUAUGUAGCAUUAUUCCACGGGACCUGAUGUGUAUAUUUUUAAGUCUUAUACAUAUAAGUGUUAGAUAUGUAUUGUAAUUUUUCAAACAUUCCAUUUAACUAUGCCAAAGAGUGAGACUUGACAGAUGUUUGACA